UUCGUACUUUCCGCUUAUCCAUAGCGAGCGAAAGCGGCAAUGCAUGCCUCUGCUUCCAUAGGCUAAUCCUUCUUCUCCCAUGCGCAACUCUGAGACCUUCGCCCGCGAAUCCAUCGACGCCCAUGGCCUCUCUGUCUCUCCCUUGGAGGCCUCUAUCCCAAGCGGUAGCCAUCCCUAAGAGCUCCUAUCGGAUCAGAACGCGAAGCUUUCCGCUUCGCUCUUCUCGUCUGGUUUCUACUCCAAGAUCUCCCAGAGAACUCUUCUUCUUGAACUUUGUAAGAAAGAGGAGGCUGCCAUUGCUAGGAAGCAGGGUACCGAAUUUGGAGGAAAAAUCAGUUCUUGGUCUGGAGGUCAUCCAGAUGUUGGAUGGGGAAGCAGAAACGAGGAGCUUAAUCUCAAAGAGCCAAGAAAGGGUUUUCAAGUUCGUACGGUUUAAUAAGGAUAUGAAAACUGAUAAACAUGUAUUCUGGUUGUGCACGCUUUCAUGUGGAAUAACAUCAUGGUUGAGUUUUGCUCAAGUCGUGCAAUCAAGUGAGGGAGCAAGAAUAAACAUAGUUUAUGAGAUCGGGGAGCUCUUUGAGUUGGGAAUACAGCUGUUUUAUUUGCUCAUAUUAUUGGGUCUGCUAGGAGUUGGGACCUUUUUUGUCAUUCGUCAAGUUCUUGUUCGUCGAGAGCUUGACCUUUCUGCUAAAGAAUUGCAGGAGCAAGUUCGAAGUGGUGAUGCAACUGCAACUGAGUAUUUUGAGCUUGGUGCAGUUAUGCUCAGAAGAAAAUUCUACCCAGCAGCUGCCAAAUAUUUGCAGCAAGCAAUUGAGAAAUGGGACAGAGAUGAUCAGGAUCUUGCACAGGUAUAUAAUGCUCUUGGAGUUAGCUAUGUCCGAGAAAACAAACUUGACAAGGGAAUUGCACAAUUUGAGAAAGCAGUGAAGCUUCAGCCAGGCUAUGUGACUGCUUGGAAUAACUUGGGUGAUGCAUAUGAGAAGAAAAAAGACUUAAGAUCUGCUUUAAAAGCAUUCGAGGAGGUGCUUCUUUUUGAUCCAAAUAAUAAGAUAGCGCGGCCACGGCGAGAUGCUUUGAGAGAUCGUGUCAAAUUGUACAAAGGAGUCCCUCUUAAAUCAGAGGACCGCUGAGUCUUUUUGCAUCCGACGUAGCCUCGGCCAAAUUUUAGCAUCAUUUCCUUAUGGAGGUUGGAAGGAAUGAUUUGGAAAAGCUGGCAGUGAUGCAGGAUUCAGCUCCUUGGUAGGAUUCAGUGGUGAAAAUGGGUUGAGAAAGCCUUGUAUUUGAAUCAGACUUUUGUAUGUGGUUAGGUAGUUUGAUUUUUGGCUCAUAGUCUAUGCCUCGUGACUUUCAUCCCUCAAACUGUUAGAUCUUUUCAAGCCUAGAGAAAUCUAGGAAAAUGUUUUGUUGUUGAGUAAAUAUAUCUGUUGAAAUAAUCAAUCAACUACUUGAGUGAUUCUUUAGGUUUUCAA
Phoenix dactylifera (date palm) is the source of this 1469-nucleotide messenger RNA. RefSeq names its product Tetratricopeptide repeat (TPR)-like superfamily protein. Gene Ontology annotation, molecular function: protein binding. NCBI's taxonomy places the organism in Eukaryota, Viridiplantae, Streptophyta, Magnoliopsida, Arecales, Arecaceae. The record is from RefSeq and is a predicted model, not a curated record.